CCUCUCUUCCUUCCUCUCCCUCUCUCUGUCUCUCUCUCUGUGAAACGAAGCAGAAGAAAGAAAUAAAAGAGGAGGAAAUAAGAUUAAAUUAAAAAGGGGUUGAGAUGGAUCCAGACACAGUAGCGAAGGCAUUUGUUGAGCACUACUACAAUAUGUUCGAUUCGAAUAGAUCUGGGUUGGCGAAUCUGUAUCAAGACGCUUCCAUGCUGACUUUUGAAGGUCAAAAGACUCAGGGAUCCCAGAAUAUUGUAGCUAAACUAACUGCUCUUCCUUUUCAUCAGUGCAAGCAUCACAUCACUACCGUUGAUUGCCAGCCUUCUGGUCCUGCUGGUGGUAUGCUUGUUUUUGUCUCCGGUAAUCUCCAGCUCGCCGGCGAACAGCACGCUCUCAAGUUCAGCCAGAUGUUCCAUUUGAUGCCAACGCCACAGGGAAGCUAUUAUGUGUACAAUGACAUAUUCAGGUUGAACUAUGCUUGAAGACAAGAACGGCCAAGUGAAAUCUUAUAUGGUUAUAAUGUCCAGGGAUUGGACCUCUUUCGUUAUAUCCAUUCAGUUCAAAACAUUUUAAAUGAAGACGGGGAUUUUUUGUUUGGGUUAUGUUUAAUGUUUCAUUCCAACACGCCUUCUUGGUGUUCCUGAAGUUCAUAGAUUGCUAUGUUGUGGUUGGUUGAAUUGGUAAAGAUUUGUUGGUUUAGUGUUUAAAGAUUUUGGUGUUGGAGAUUUCAAAACAUUUUGCUCGAGUCGAAUUCCAUGUCAUGCGUUCAAUGUUUCA
Populus nigra (black poplar) is the source of this 771-nucleotide messenger RNA. RefSeq names its product nuclear transport factor 2B-like. The record is from RefSeq and is a predicted model, not a curated record. Gene Ontology annotation, cellular component: nuclear pore central transport channel. NCBI's taxonomy places the organism in Eukaryota, Viridiplantae, Streptophyta, Magnoliopsida, Malpighiales, Salicaceae. The transcript is spliced from 2 exons. The coding region runs from base 105 to 476 and encodes 123 amino acids. Gene Ontology annotation, biological process: nucleocytoplasmic transport.